GAGCGUCACAGCGCCGGUGUCCGUCCCCCAGUCAGAGUGAAAGUUGUCUCCGCUUGGAAAAGCUGGGGGUUCGGGGCUUGCUAGUUUCCACCGCCGCUGCUUCACAAGCUUUCUCCCGGAGUAAUGAGGCGGAAGGAGAAGAGGCUGCUGCAGUUCGCUGGACUGCUCAUAGCGGCUCUUCUUUUCCUCCCAAACGUCGGGCUGUGGUCUUUGUACAGGGACCGAGUGUUCGACAACUCGCCUGACACAGUGGAAGGUCCGGGCGGCAUCCCCCAGAUACAGGCAGUUAAUCGGGCGGGGAAGGAUGCUCAGGUGGGACCCGGUGGCGUGCGGAGGAUAGACUGGCAUAACUAUGAAGCAAUCGAUAGAGAUUUAUCUCGAUCUGGUAACGGUGAACAGGGGAAAGCGUUCCCUUUGACGGACGCUGACAGGGUCGACCAGGCCUACAGGGAGAAUGGCUUCAACAUUUAUGUCAGCGACCGGAUCUCCCUCAAUCGCUCCGUCCCUGACAUCCGCAAUCCAAACUGUAUAAAGAAGCUGUAUGCAGAGAAGCUGCCCAACACCAGCAUCAUCAUCCCAUUCCAUAAUGAGGGCUGGUCGUCGCUGCUGAGGACAGUUCACAGCGUGCUUAACCGCUCUCCUCCACAGCUCAUCGCAGAGAUCAUCCUGGUCGACGACUUCAGCGACAAAGAGCACCUCAAGGAAGCACUAGAAAAGUACAUGGUGCGGUUGCCAAAGGUUCGCAUCCUGAGGACCAAGAAGAGGGAGGGGCUGAUCAGGACUCGCCUGCUGGGAGCUGGUGCUGCUAAAGGAGAAGUCAUCACCUUCCUGGACUCUCACUGUGAGGCCAACGUCAACUGGCUCCCUCCAUUACUGGAUCGAAUCGCAGAGAACAGGAAGACCAUCGUAUGUCCGAUGAUCGAUGUGAUCGACCACGACAACUUUGGCUAUGAGACGCAGGCAGGGGAUGCCAUGCGAGGGGCGUUUGACUGGGAAAUGUACUAUAAACGGAUACCCAUCCCGAAUGAGCUGCAGAAAGAUGACCCCAGUGAACCGUUUGAGUCACCAGUGAUGGCAGGUGGGCUGUUUGCUGUUGACAGGAAGUGGUUCUGGGAGCUCGGAGGGUACGACACGGGUCUGGAAAUCUGGGGAGGAGAACAGUACGAGAUCUCCUUCAAGGUGUGGAUGUGUGGUGGAAGGAUGGAGGACAUUCCUUGCUCGAGGGUAGGACACAUCUACAGGAAGUACGUCCCCUACAAAGUUCCCGGUGGGGUCAGCCUUGCCAGGAAUCUGAAGCGUGUGGCAGAGGUGUGGAUGGACGAGUACGCCGAAUACAUCUACCAGCGUCGGCCUGAGUACCGUCACCUGUCGGCAGGAGACAUGACGGCUCAGAAGGAGCUGAGGAACCGCCUCAACUGCAUGAACUUCAAGUGGUUCAUGAACAAGGUGGCCUGGGAUCUGCCCAAACACUACCCACCAGUGGAGCCACCUGCUGGAGCGUGGGGAGAGGUGCGUAACGUGGGCAGCAGCAUGUGUCUAGAGAGUAAACACUUCGUAUCCGGGAGUCCCAUCCGCCUGGAGAACUGCGUGAAGGGGCGGGGCGACGUCAGCUGGAGCCAUGGACAGGUGUUCACAUUCGGAUGGAGAGAGGACAUCCGGGUGGGCGACCCCAUGCACACUAAGAAAGUCUGUUUCGAUGCCGUCUCCCACAACAGCCCCGUCACCCUGUAUGACUGUCAUGGCAUGAAGGGCAACCAGCUGUGGCGCUACAGAAAGGAUAAGAGUCUGUAUCACUCCGUCAGUAACAGCUGUAUCGACUGCAGCCCCAACGAGCGCCGUAUCUUCAUGAACACGUGCGACUCCUCCUCCGCCACACAGCAGUGGCUGUUUGAGAAAACCAACUCCACCGUUCUCGAACAAUUCAACCGGGGGGCCAACUGAAGCCCUGCAGCAUCCACGAAAAAACUCCUGACGCACACAGACAUGGAUCGGCUGCUGCUGUGAAAUGGGUUUUAUUUGGUUCCCCAAUUAACCUGAAGGUGGCAGCUGUUUCUCUUAGGGUCGCUCAGACUGAGGCAUGAUGGGAUACCGUGGGGGAAGUUGUUUAAAAACAUCAGUCAGAGGAAACACUGAGUUGAGCUUUGAUAGAUGGGUUUGUGUUUAAAAGUGAUUUUGUAUGAGAUGUAUUUGCUCUGUCACGGCAUUGCUGUGGCGGUGGGUCUGACUCACUUACUGAUUUGGCUGCUGAUUGCUUAUCUCACAUACUUCUUCUCCCUUUUCUCAUUCCAUUUGUUUUAAAUUGUGCUCUGCCUUUAACCAUUGCCUUUCUGUUCCCUUGCGCAGUUUUAUAUUCUCAAUUUUCUCUGUCUAUCCACCUUUAUCCGCUGACUCCAUCUCUUUCCCCUUCUGUCUCUGCCGGUCCGCCUCCGCCUGCACGUCCAUCUCUAUCUGCCUGAAUGACUGCACCUUUUCCAUUCUUCCUCUCAAAUCCCCUUAUGUCUCUCCAGCUCUGACAACCUCCCUGGGGGGGGGGGGGGUGGCUCCUGCUGAGCCAAAGUCAUCCUGACACCUGGGUGAAGCCAGGCAGAACCACUCUGAAAAUCACCUGGUGAAUUGAUUCUCUUUUACAACCCUCAUCCACCUUCUGUUCCCUCCUUCAUCCUCCCCUCGUGUCCCCUGCUCCCCCCCACUUCUCUGUGGCCACUGUGGGGCCGAGCUGCCCUGAAUGUAGCAGGUGGAGAUUGAAAAAGAAAGUGGAACAGCGACCUCUUUAAUGCCCCUCAUGCCUUUUUUCCUCUGUUCUGAACUUUGCUGGCUGUAUUUAUUGAUGACUCGUCCGCGGGUUUGUCACCGUGCCACAUUCAUCUUUUCUUCCUCGGAAGCGAGCGCUAUCCAAUGCCGGGCUUUGUGCAGGCCAACUCUUGCUGGCUAAGGGUUUGUUUGUUGUGAGGGUGGUGUUGGUGGCUGCUGUCACACCUCUUAGAGUCUUCCCCUGCUUCCUGUUCGACCUUUGCUGCUCCCCGUACGACUCCGCUGAUCAGUCGCCGGAACGACCCCGUCACAUUCUGCCGAGCGCAGGGUCGCAUCACGGCGCAAAGCAGCGGGUGGGACUGCAAAUGGACGCCUGCCUGGCCGGAUGACUGGCUCUGAGACUGUCAGGCCAGCUGAUUCACAGCAGGGCCGCGCGUUUGGCUGGCUGCCGAGCUGACACAUCACUUUAGCGUUCAGUGCGAGCAGGAGGAGACGAAUAGGAGAAUCACUCUUGGUAGGCUCGCUGAGGCAGCUCUGGGAUUGAGACGAAUGGGGGUUUAAAAUGCAUAAAGCACUUGUGUAAUGAUAAACUUGAAUGAAAUCUUCGUGCCUUGUUGGAAGAGGACUAGAUUGGCGUGUGUAUUUUCUGAAAAUGUGUGUCUGUGUAUGUGUGUGUGUGUGGGCCAAAGAUGUCUACAUCAGCAUAGGAAACAAUGCAAUCUAUUCAGGAUGUGACUUUUCUUGAAAACGAAAGAAUGGUUACAUCAGAAAACUAUUCCUGAAUCUCAAUCAAAUUAAAGAUGAGUUGGGCUCGACUCUGGUGCUGUUCAUUGAGGGUGCCACUGGCUUUGUGAGUCUUGUAUGGCUCUCUGAAUGAACACACAUGUAACUGCUGGUUGUGAAUAGAGCUAAUGAGACUUUUUUCCCCACCACAUUUUCCUCCUGCCUUGAAACUAUUAGCCCUAAGAAGAGGCGUUCAAUCACUACACGAUGCUGUUUUCCCACCUGUUCAAUCCAAAGUACUUUUAUGGGAAAGGGAAUUGUUGUUUACUUCAUUGUGUUUGCCCUAUUGGUUUUUCUAUCCAUUUGAAUUACAUGUUAUGUUAUCAUUUGUUUUAAACCUGUGAUUAAGCUGGUUAGGGUCCUGCUCAACGUGAUUUUCUGGCAUUUCCUUGUCUGUCGGCUGCACCCAUUCUCUAAUCUGGUUUUGUGAUAAAGAACAAUGUAUAGUAUGUGUCAUUAUCGGGUGUGCUUGGUUACACGUCAACACUUCAAAAACAUGUCCUAUACUCAACAUACCUUAGAAAAGGUACCUUUAAGUCACAAAUUAUGCCAACUUGGACAUAUUCGUUUGCUAAAAUGACACUGAUUCAGGUUAGAACACUUUUAAGAUGACAUAAGGAGAAUAGUUACUAUAGACACGUAUAACACUUUGCAGCCCAUGCAUCAGUUGUGAUUUGUCCAACAAUUGAGAGUACUUUAUAACGCUAUUUUUUGUUGCAAAUCCAUCGCUAAUCGUUGUAUUCAAUAUGGCCAACUGUCUCUCUCUGAAAAAAAAUCCUGCCUUUGCACACCUGAUAGAAGACCAUGGCGAUUUAAAUUUAGUUCAGGAUUCCUGUGUCCUUUUUCCCCUGACCUUUUCGCUACAUGCCUGAACAACUUGUACAUUGUCAGAUUGUUAAGAGGGGAGUGGGAAUUGCUGCUGCAGACCACUGAUUCUCAGAUGUAGCCAGGAUUUCACUACAGGACCAAACAGGACAGAAGUGAAAACCCAUCAGACCUUUUACAGCCUGAUUCAUUUUAUGUUUCCUACUGUUUCUCUUUGUUUGUUCCUUUUAAAUCAAUGUUAUCUGGGUGAUUUGUCAAAGUCCUGUUCGGAUCAGUAAUGCAAUCAGGGUUGUCCAAUCAUGUGACUUUAUUGUGAAGGACUGUUUGAUUCAAACACUGUACUUGAGCACACACUUGUGUUGAAGGCUGAGUACACAUAGCAACAUUUUGGGCUGUAAUGAUAAACUGUAGUAUUUUUGUUGUACUCCUAUAGUACCUUCUAUCUUAGAAGGUCUCUCCUUGGUUUUACAAAAUAACUUGAUUCAUGUCAGUUAAACCUUAGAUAAAAUGUGUUUAAACAUACCAUACAAAGAAGAUGAUGAUGUUUUAAGAAAUGUCAGUAAAACACGUCACUUUAAAUCCCUGCUGAUACAAUAUGCAGUUCUUCAGUACUUUUUCCUGAAAUAGGAAACAUUGCCAACGAUAUUGAAAGCAACUGAACUGAGCAUGUAUGCCUCAUUUUAGCUGGGGGUGUUGGUGCUCUGUCCCAAUUAGUGUGAGCAUUAAUUUGAGCUUUAAAAAAGAAAAAAGUAAUUCAAAUUGAACAAUUGAAAGUAUUGCCCAAAGUGUUGCUAACUGUAUCCCUUGAAGUAAAGUGUUUAUUGUGUGUUGUUUUUUCUUUUGGACAUUAGAGUGCAUCGUACCUUUCCAUUGCACAUGUAAAGUAUGCUUUUAGUACAUCAAUAAAAACAAUAGGUUGAGUCUUAAUGACCCAUUACAUUUACUUUUUUUUAAAGCUUUCAUUCACUGUGGUAAAGUAUUAAACCUUUUUAUCACUGUGUACGAGCUAUUCCUCUCUAAAACCAUUUUACAACUCAAAAGUCCAGUUCAAGUUGUCAAACACAUUUCCAGUUUAUGGAGUAAGGAGAGUGUAAAUGUGCUGCCACUUUUUGUUGUAAUAUCAAAAUACUUUUUUAUUUAAGUGGUGAAUUUUAAGACGAGAAUUCAUGUUGUUUUAAAAGGGCAUUGGUUUUUAACGUCAGUGGCCAGUCGGUCAUUCACACCAUGUGUGUGGGUUUUCAUGUGUAGGAAAGUGUACAUUUUGUAUCUCAUAAAAAAUAUCCAAUAUUUUUUUCUACUGACAUUGCAACUGUAAAAGUGUAUUUAGAUAUUUAACAAACUUUAAAAUUAAACUGGAAUUGUAUGAUAUUUUUGCUGAAAUUGUAAAAUAAAAGGUUUCUAUAUUUGGAUGAAAA
This is a messenger RNA of Eleginops maclovinus (Patagonian blennie), 5774 nucleotides long. Its product is annotated as polypeptide N-acetylgalactosaminyltransferase 10-like. Gene Ontology annotation, biological process: protein O-linked glycosylation. The record is from RefSeq and is a predicted model, not a curated record. The transcript is spliced from 12 exons. Gene Ontology annotation, cellular component: Golgi apparatus. Gene Ontology annotation, molecular function: polypeptide N-acetylgalactosaminyltransferase activity. The coding region runs from base 124 to 1941 and encodes 605 amino acids. Lineage: Eukaryota; Metazoa; Chordata; Actinopteri; Perciformes; Eleginopidae.